Molecule: messenger RNA, 2165 nt
Organism: Hyalella azteca
Lineage: Eukaryota; Metazoa; Arthropoda; Malacostraca; Amphipoda; Hyalellidae
Product: macoilin
Biological process (GO): neuronal signal transduction
Cellular component (GO): rough endoplasmic reticulum membrane
Source: RefSeq, a predicted model, not a curated record
GACAGUGCUCUGGAAUUCUCCGAUCAUGGAGUUUAUGAUUAGACAUGGCUGACAAAACAACAAAGUGUUUUCAAGGAUAAUAGACCUUGAACGACUACGAUCUUCCUUUACAUUUGAUGAACUACAUGUAUGGGGUGGAUGAGUAACCAUUUAAAUAAUGAAGAGGAGGAAUGUGGACUGUAUCAAGCCACGGAGACCGUUGAAACGGAAUAAAAUCAGUGACGGGAUUUACGGCAGUAGUGUGGUGUACAUCAAGUUUGUGCUGAUAUGGCUGCUGGUGUUGGCUGCCGACUACCUCACAGAUUUCCGCUUUGAGUAUCUGUGGCCCUUCUGGCUCUUGCUUCGCAGCGUCUACGAUUCCUUCCGCUACCAAGGCCUUGCAUUCUGCAUUCUGUUCUUAUGCAUGGCCGUGACUGCAGACAUGGUGGCCAUUGUGUUUAUUCCAGCCUCAUGGCUGUUCUUUGCUGCUUCCACUUAUGUGUGGGUGCAGUUUGUAUGGCACACAGAGAAAGGGGUCUGCAUGCCCACAAUUGUGCUGUGGGCAGUUUUUAUCUACAUUGAGGCAAUUGUACGCCUCAAAGAAGUUAAGAACGUCCCCUUCCAUCUGGACCUCUGUAGACCUUUUGCAGCACACUGUAUUGGUUACCCGGUGGUGACGCUGGGCUUUGGGCUCAAGAGCUACGUCGGCUAUAGACUAAGACUUCGGAAGCAGCACGAAGUGGCCAGGGAAAAUGAAUUUUACGUGCAGCUUCUGCAAGAUGCGUUGCCGCCUGAACUGCAGCACAUUAAAAAUAUGAACACUGCGGCAGCGCAAGCAGCGGCAGCCGUCGUUAAAGAAUUCGAGGAGAAUGAUUUAGGCGAGUCUGACAGCAACAGUCCAGUCUCAACAUCGGAAGCAGGUGCAAACCAUGCCCUCAACAGCUGCAUAUCCAACAACGUGAGCAGCAGUAGUACAAGUAGCAGCUGCAGCAGUAGCAGCAGCAGCAGCAGCAGUAGUAGCAGCAGCAGUUGUAGCAAUAAGGGGCGAGCUAGCAGCAACAACAAUAGGGUGUCGGAUAAGGAUAACACCCAGACCGUGUCCGCCCCUAAUGGGUCUGCCGUCGGGCAGCCUUCCUCUUCCUCCACCGGCAGCAGCAACAAGCCCUCUAAAGUUCCCCACUAUAACAGCCUGCAUGCUCAACUUGAGUACAUGCAGAAGCAGGGGAACGUGUCUCCACGCUCAGUGAACACCUACAAUGAGAGCUCCGCUGAUCAGGACAAGACUGAGAAGUCCACUACGACUGCCCCAGUGGCCGCUGACCCCGAGAAGCCCAAAAACAAGUCUAACGCUGGCCUCAACGCCCACCAGAUUGGAAGGGGAGCUGAAACGUUCGAGGUCAGAACUGAACAGCAGUCGCAGUAUCGAGCAGGAGCUACGGAACCAAAUAAAUUCCCUUGUGUCCAGCCAGAAGUUGUGCCAGCAAGAAAUGACACAACUCCAGCAGGACAACGAUACCUUACAGAACAAAUUGCACGGGCUGGUGACGGCUCGUCAGGCGGACCGCGCGACAAUGGGGGGCCUGGAGCGUCGUGUCGCCGAGGAGCGCCGUUGUCGGCAGGCCGCCGAGGCGCAACUGCAGCAGGUCGAUCGCCGCGCCAGGAAGCUCGAGGAGCAGAACCAGAGACAGCAACAACAAAAUAAAAGCUGCAACAAUAAUGGCGAGUGCAGUGAGGCAUGUCGCAACCGUCGCGCUGAACUCGAGGCUGAGCUCAAGAGACUCAAGCGGGAACACCGCGCCCUUGAGGACAGGAUCAAGACCAUCGAGCGCGAGAACAUCGCGCUUAGGCAGUACAAGGAGAGCCAGAACGACAGCGAGGUGCUGAUGUCGGCGCUCUCAGCCAUGCAGGAGCGCAACCAGCAUCUCGAGACGACGCUCUCUGCUGAGACCAGAGUCAAGCUCGACCUUUUCUCGGCACUGGGAGAAGCCAAGAGACAAAUCCAGAUUGCCCAAGCUCUGAUCGAGCGCAAGGACAAAGAAAUCGACGACCUGAAGGCUAAGAUCACCGAGGUGCUCGCCGUGUGUCCGGCCACGAGCUUCAGCUCCACGUCGCUGCACGUGAGCUCGUCUGCACAACCCUACCACUUCGCCACCAGCAAGCUGCUCAUGCCGCAGGUCUGGCGUUAG